UCAAGCAGUGAGCGUUAAAGCUUGAAUGCCCUCAAUUGAAUAUUGUUCUCCGUCAACCUGUUUGAAGUGGAACUUCUGCAACAAGUUUGCAAAUAUCAGAAACAACUCCAUCCUUGCCAAAGGUUCUCCGAUACACAAUCUGGGUCCUGCAAGAAUAGAUAUUUCCUGAGAGAUGGAAGCGUCUGACAAAAAACUACAUCUCCGAUUUAGCUCACAGGAUUAUAUAAAAGUUAAUUUAAUUUUAUGUUUGAUCAACUUGUUAUUUCAGCGACAAUGUUCAUGGUUAUUUGAAAUUAUUAAGGCCUUACUAGGAGAGAAUGACAACUAAAGAACCAUUUUGUAUGAGUAUCCUUUGAUACUUAGUUGUGAUAUGUAUCUCAAAUGACUAACACAGCACAUUUCUGAUUAUACUGUCAUUUCUUAUACUAUAAGUUAAAGCAAAUGGAAUGUAUGCCAAUCCUAGCACUUAUUAAUGACAUACAUAUUUUCAUUUCCAGCAUCUUCAUUCUGUUAUGAUUUAGUCGGUAAUCAAAAGACUAAUGUUAUACUAGUAGCUUUCAGAAUAAGAUUUGCUCGAGGUCGCUAAUAGUUGUAUAUGUCAACACAAACUCCUAAAACAAUCGGUAUAGAAAUUGUGCCGAAAAUAGGAGCGUAAAUUCAUUUUCUUUACAAUAAAUAAAAAAAUAAAGACAACUAGGAAUGUGACUGUAGGACACGUAUUAUGUCCCAAUUUGACAAUAGUUCAGAUCUUUUUAUUUCUUACAUCUAUGCGUGUAUGUCCCACUAUUUUGCCAUCUGGCCAAUGUGACGAACUGAUAGGUGCAAAUUGAUAAACACCUACGCGCGUACGUAAAGGAGAUAUAACAACACUCAUAUCUGUAAAUGAUUCGCACUAGGCCACACAACUGCUGACAUGACGCUCUUCAAUACAUCAUGUGACAUUAAAUAUAUACUCGUUUAUAUUAUGAUUAUAUCAUUUAAAUUUGUCAACUUGCAUUAAUAUUUUAAAAAAGUGGGAUACGACAGGUUCGCUGAUGGCGUUUGGUUUAUCUAUUCCAUUUAAAGCAAUCGGAAAUUUAAUCGGGGGACCAUUAGCAGGAGUUUUACUUACCAUCACGGGGAAAUACACUUUUACAUUUUAUCUCUCGGGGAUAUGCAUGACAAUUGCAUCAUUUCUAAUGUUUCUGUCUCUGCUAAAUCAUAGACGUCAAAACAAAUGGAAGAAGAACAGGAAUUUUAAUACUAUUUAUGAGAUGAAUGUAUCUUAUAGCAAGAAACAUGUAAAUGAAGAUAAAGUUGCAGAUAGAAUGGAUGUAACGAUAUGUAAAGACAACAUUGAUGCUAAAGAAUGUAUAAGAACAUUGUUAGAUAGUGGGAAGAAUGAUCUCUAGGUAAUCAUUUACAGGGUGAAGUGAUUGCGGUAAAACAAGGAGGAAUUCAAGUUAGCUGUGAUAUAUAAGUUUCACAUUUUAUGAGUAACCAUAAAUUAGUUCAUAUUGUAAUGUUUAUACAUAAAUGUAUUUAAUUUCAGAAACUAAAAGUUCCUUUCGCUUUCUUAAACUACGCAGACCGAUGCUGAAGGGUUUAUUUUUAUUGAACAUACCCACCAAAUGAGUCUUGUUUCUUCUCCUGGUAAACAUGCAUGGUUUCCCCGAA
Molecule: messenger RNA, 1656 nt
Organism: Ruditapes philippinarum (Manila clam)
Lineage: Eukaryota; Metazoa; Mollusca; Bivalvia; Venerida; Veneridae
Exons: 2
Coding region: 1035-1391 (118 amino acids)
Source: RefSeq, a predicted model, not a curated record